Messenger RNA from Gadus morhua (Atlantic cod), 3650 nucleotides. It is a transcript of the gene sacm1la, whose product is annotated as SAC1 like phosphatidylinositide phosphatase a. Gene Ontology annotation, cellular component: endoplasmic reticulum. Gene Ontology annotation, molecular function: phosphatidylinositol-4-phosphate phosphatase activity. Gene Ontology annotation, biological process: phosphatidylinositol dephosphorylation. Bases 127 to 1887 code for a protein of 586 amino acids. NCBI's taxonomy places the organism in Eukaryota, Metazoa, Chordata, Actinopteri, Gadiformes, Gadidae. The record is from RefSeq and is a predicted model, not a curated record. The transcript is spliced from 20 exons.
UAGACAUUGCGUACAAUGGUUUCUGUCGACUCCUGAAUGAUGAAUGCUGGGAGAAUACUUGGCAAACCGGCGCUACGUAAUUUACUAUUCAUACGUCACUCAGGUUAGGUAGUGCAUCAAGUGAAGAUGGCGACCGUCUACGAAAGAUACAAUUUGCACACCACGCCUGAGAAGCUCUUCAUCGAGGCGUGCGAUGAAGGGGCGGACGCCGUCCUGGCCAUCGACAGGCUGUCAAACGAGAUGACGUUUACAGUGAAGAAGGAAGUGCCGCCCUCCGCCGUCACCAGGCCUGUGUGUGGUGUCAUGGGAACCAUUCGUCUGGUAGCAGGGAUGUACCUCAUCGUCAUCACCAAGAAGAGGAACGUUGGCAGCCUCCUGGGACACGCCGUGUGGAAGAUGGUGGAGUUUGAAAUCAUCGCUUAUAAGAAGACGCUGCUGCAUCUCACUGAAGCUCAGUCUCAGGAGAACAAGACGCUGCUGUCCAUGGUGAGCAGCGUGCUGGCGACCGACGGCUUCUACUUCUGCACCGACUACGACCUGACCCACACCCUGCAGAGGCUGGCCAACACCAGCCCGGACUUCCAGGAGAUGAGCCUCCUGGAGAGGGCGGAUCAACGGUUCGUGUGGAACGGGAACCUGCUGAGAGAGCUGGCGGCCCAGCCCGAGCUCCACAAAUUCGCCCUCCCUGUUGUCCACGGCUUCGUCGUCAUGAAGCCAUGCCGCAUCAACGGCAAGAUCUUUGAGUGGGUCCUCAUCUCCAGGAGGAGCUGCUUCCGGGCCGGCGUCAGAUACUACAUCCGAGGGAUCGACUCUGAGGGACAUGCUGCAAACUGUGUGGAGACGGAGCAGAUUGUCCUCUAUGAAGGGGCACAGGCCUCUUUUGUCCAGACACGCGGGUCCAUGCCCUUCUUCUGGUCCCAGAGGCCCAACCUCAAGUACAAGCCCAAGCCCCUGAUCAGCAAGACUGCAAACCACAUGGACGGCUUCAAGAGGCACUUUGACUCUCAGUUCCUGAUCUACGGGAAGCAGACCAUUUUAAACCUGGUGAACCAGAAGGGUUCGGAGAAACCUCUGGAGCAGGCCUUCGCCAAGAUGGUGUCCGGGGCGGAUAAGGAGAUGAUCCACUACAUAGCCUUCGACUUCCACAAGGAGUGCAGCCGCAUGAGGUGGCACCGGCUCCAGCUACUGGUGGACGCCGUGGCAGAGAAGCAGGAGGAAUAUGGGUAUUUCAUGGUGAACGCCGAGGGGAAGACGCUGGCCCAACAGACUGGAACAUUCCGCAGCAACUGCAUGGACUGCCUGGACAGGACCAACGUCAUCCAGAGCCUGCUGGCCCGCUGCUCGCUGCAGUCCCAGCUCCAGAGACUGGGUGUGCUGAACGUGGGCCAGAAAGUGGAAGAGCAGGCCCAGUUCGAACGAAUCUACAAGAAUGCAUGGGCCGACAAUGCCGACGCAUGCGCUGUGCAGUAUGCAGGAACUGGAGCCCUGAAAACAGACUUCACAAGGACUGGGAAGAGGACUCAGAUGGGUCUGCUCAUGGAUGGCGUGAACUCCAUGGUUCGCUACUACAAGAACAACCUCUCUGACGGCUUCAGACAGGACUCCAUCGACCUGUUCCUGGGUAACUUUGCGGUGGACGAGAGCGGCGGGCCCACGCCCCUCCGUGUCCAGAAGGACUGGAAGUUCCUCACACUGCCCAUCAUCAUGUUGGUGGCCUUCUCAAUGUGCAUCGCCUCUCUGCUGCUGGCCGGAGACACCUGGAGCGACACCCUGGCAUACGCUGCCAUCUGGGGCGGGGCCGGCCUGCUCACAGCCGCAGUCAUCAUGUUCUAUGGGACAGAUUUCGUGGAUGCCCCCAAGCUGGUCCACAAGGAGAAGAUGGACUGAGUGUCUGAGCGUGUGAAUGUGUGAGUGUGUGGGCAAAAGGAAAAGAUAAUUUCCUGGUCUUCCUUCUCGGGUUAUAGCUCCCUCCCAGUUUGCUUUAGGCUGCGCCGCCUGCUGCUCUAGUACAGAGGUCCCCAUAGAUAUAUUGGUUCUUAUAUUUCUGGCUCUCUCUGCAAUGAUUCCCUGCUGCACACGGACUGCUUCAUAUGGUUUACAUGGGUUCUUGUUUCCAUAUCUAAGGCCAGUGAGAGUAAUGAGGGCUUGGUUGUAGUAUUGGAAGUAAGUUGGCAUCUCCCUUGCAGAUCCCUUACUUUUAAAAGCACUUGAGUAAAUUGUCCAACUGGAACAAUAAAAUGUUCCAAAAAAAAAUUGAUUAGCUAUGUGGGAAGAAUCAUGUUGCAGCUUGCACAGAGGUUGGUUUCUUGAAGUAUUUAUCAGGUAUAUAAGCCUUUUUUCUCCAAAUAAAUUCCUGGGUGAUGUUAUUUAUUAAUUCUAACAAUGGUUCAAAGAAAAUUAUGUUUGGUUUAUUAUUCCUGAUCUUUGCUAAUCCAAUCUGUCUAAAAAUUAAUCAAACCUACAUACUUAAUGCGUCUUCCUAUCAACUUAAUUGCAGAGUAUGUAUGCUGAUUCUAUUUUAGUAUUGGUUCUUUGUUAUUUUUGCACUUUUGGAACGAUCAAAUGACAUGACUGCUCAUUUCCAGAUUGUGAAAGAAUGUUACAAUUCUAUUAUUGAGGACCAAGAUGCAAUGUUGCUCCGUGGCUAUUAGUACUCUAGAUCGAUCCGUUGAUGUAAUCUGUUCAUUGUCCUUUUGAGAGAGAGCUUUUGGCACUACUCUGGUGAUGAGUUCAAAUCCCUGUGUGGAAUUCUGCCUUAAAACUGUGCCCCUUACUGAAGAGGGCAUGGAUGUUUCAUUUUCUCACAUGCUCAUACAUUCUAGAAGAACAGGUGUGAUUUUAAGACUUACUGUAUACGGGUGGAUGCUCAGCCUUUUUGUUUCCAUUUUCUUUUUGUGCAAAUUGUAGCAUUUAGGAACCAUGUUCAGAAUAGAUGCAUCAUUAUCAGAAUUGUUAGUGUAUACAAUUUAAAUAAAGAUCAGGAGAUGUUUUGAUCCUAUCCUUCAUCAUAUAUGAUGGGAUGGGAUGUGAAAAACGCACAUACAUCCAUUUGCAAAACCCUCACAUGGUUUGAAUAAUUAUGCAUCCCUUCAGUACAUUGCACACAUUUAUUUGAAAAGCUCCCGGUGUUAACAUCAAUGUAGCCUAUUGUGGAUGGGUAUCAUGAUUAGCCGAUAUGUAAGUGCUACAUGUUAUGGAAGCGCUGUUAUGACCUGUAAAUCAAGAGCAGACCACAAUGGUACCUCGAGGUUGAACGGCCAACAAACUAAGAGUUACAUGGUCCAGAACAGUCCGCUAAUCGGCGGAACUCUUCUUUUCCACCAAAUAUACAUUUGGAAUAGUUUGUGUUCCAAAGUUACAUUGGAUGUUCGUCUAGACACCGCUGUAAGGAAUUGUUUGGGAUUUGGGAUUUGGGUCAUUACAAUAAUGCAGCAAAUUAUAUUUUACUCAAUGGUAAUGGAUAUAUUGUGAAAGUACCUCAUUCCAUUUAAAGUACUUAUAUACACUCAAGUUAUUUUGAUUUGAUUUUGGUGGGUUGUGGGAAAUAGGAUUGUUUUGUUUCUUUGCUGUGGACGGUGUAUAUCAACACAAUGUACAUCAUCUGGUUCAAUAAAUUCAGUUGAUUUCCAAUAAACUAAUGAAUAGCCUAA